CAAAGAGGACGUGGCUUGAAACUCAAAAAGCCUAAAGAAGAAGAAGAAGAAGAAGCGGCAAACUAGUACACAAAAACAAAACUUGCAUCAUCAAUUCAGUUCAAUUCAUCAUCCAUGAUGCUUUAGCGUUGCAAUAUUCGUUGGUUUUGUAAUCGUAAAACCCAGAAACCCAGAAUCUACAACACCACGAAACUCAACACCGACCCAUGUCUUUUUCUCUUUUCUUUAUUUUCAGUUUUUUUUUUUUAAAAAAAAAAAUCGUCCCCACACCGAAUCUUACUAUCUGAAUAUUAAUUAAAAAACAAAAAAAAAAAAAAGAAAACAAGAAAGUGAAGCUGUUUCGGCAAACUACUUCCUCCACCUUCUUCGGCUUCACCUACAUCAUCAUCAUCAUCAUCAUCUUCACUUUCCCCUUUCUUUCAUCACAUAAUUUUCCCCUGUAUUUUUAUCAUUAUUCGAUUCUUCUCAACCCACAUUAGCAUUUCUACACUUGGGAAAGCAUUAGUUUUGGAGUAAAGUUCCCAACUUUACUUUCCUUUCCUUUUUUGUUUUGUCCUUCUUCUUUCUUUUUAGUCGUUGGAGUUUCUUCUUUGGGAAUGUGUCGCUUUUAGGAACAGUUCAAUACGUUUCUUUUUGUUUCGUCUUUGAGAAUCCCAUGAUGGAACCAUUGGAGAAUCAUCCAGAAAGCUCGGCUGAGGAAGUUCCUGUGGAGCGGGAAGUUGAAAUUUUGGAAGAGAACGGGAAAGAAAAUGGUGUUGCUUCCAAGAAUCACAAUGGGGGCAUUCAUAUUCCUGCCUUGAAUGCGCCAGGAUCAACUGACCAGAAUUUACCUGGGCAGAAUCUUGCAUCUGCUGGAGGCUUGGGAGUAGAUGAUUUGAAAUCUAGUUCUAAACAGCUUACCAAAACCUCAAGGAGCAAACAAAACAGUGGCGUUGGCUUCCUUGCUUUGAAGCUUUUUGAUGAAAAAUUUCCUCUAAAGAAAAAGCUCAAAUUGCUGAGGGAUCUUGCCACUGUUAAAGACGAUGGAACAGUGCAAUUUGAAGUUCCCGGAGAUAUUAAGCCUCAAACUCUUGAUUUUGGCACUGGAAUUGUAUAUGGUGGAGCCCGAGAAGAAGAAUCUGUCAGUGGGGAAGAGGUCCAAGAUGUACCACCAUUGCAAAUAGUUAUGCUAAUAGUUGGAACUCGGGGGGAUGUACAACCAUUUGUAGCCAUUGGAAAACGUUUGCAGGAGUAUGGUCACAGGGUCAGAUUAGCUACCCAUGCUAAUUUUGAAGAGUUUGUCUUGACUGCUGGAUUAGAGUUUUACCCUCUUGGUGGAGACCCAAAGGUUCUUGCUGGUUACAUGGUAAAAAAUAAAGGCUUCUUACCAUCUGGGCCUUCUGAGGUUCAUAUUCAGCGUAAUCAAAUCAGAGAGAUUAUAUUUUCUUUACUUCCUGCAUGUGUUGAGCCUGAUCCGAAGACCUCUGUUCCUUUCAAAGUGGAUGCAAUAAUUGCAAAUCCUCCUGCUUAUGGGCAUACUCAUGUUGCAGAGGCAUUGAGAGUACCAAUACAUAUAUUUUUCACAAUGCCUUGGACGCCUACUAGUGAAUUUCCACACCCUUUGUCUCGUGUGAAGCAACCAGUUGCUUACAGACUCUCGUACCAAAUAGUUGAUGCAAUGAUUUGGCUUGGAAUUCGGGAUGUCAUUAAUGAGUUCCGGAAGAAGAAGCUUAAACUGAGACCUAUCACGUAUUUGAGUAGCUCGUCUAGCUCCACCAAUGAUGUUCCUUAUGGAUAUAUUUGGAGUCCACAUCUUGUCCCUAAACCGAAAGAUUGGGGGCCCAAAAUUGAUGUUGUUGGAUUUUGUUUCCUAGACCUUGCUUCAAAUUAUGAACCGCCUGAGGAACUGGUUAAAUGGCUCAAAGCUGGUGACAAACCUAUUUACAUUGGCUUUGGCAGCCUCCCUGUCCAAGAACCAGAAAAGAUGACACAGAUAAUUGUUGAAGCGUUGGAAGCGACAGGACAAAGAGGAAUAAUCAACAAAGGGUGGGGUGGUCUUGGAAACUUGGCGGAGCCGAAAGAUUUCGUGUACUUAUUGGAUAACUGCCCCCAUGAUUGGUUGUUUUUGCAAUGUGCUGCUGUGGUUCAUCAUGGAGGGGCCGGAACAACAGCUGCUGGUCUUAAAGCUGCGGUAAUUUGCUGCUUUUAUGGAGGUUUGCUUACCUUUUUUUCUCCUUUUGGCAUUUUGAUAUUGUAUUUUGAAUAUUUUUUUUUUUUUUGGUCUUUUUUUCAGUGCCCAACGACUGUCGUACCAUUUUUCGGGGACCAGCCAUUUUGGGGUGAGCGUGUUCACGCCCGUGGAGUUGGCCCUGCACCCAUUCCUGUGGAUGAGUUCUCACUUGAAAAGUUGGUUGAUGCAAUAAAAUUCAUGCUGGAUCCAACGGUGAAAGAACGUGCAAUUGAACUGUCAAAGGCUAUGGAAAAUGAAGACGGAGUUGCUGGAGCGGUGCAAGCUUUCCACAAACAUUUCCCUCGGAAGAAAUUAUUAGAGGACAAGGCUGAGGAACCACAACAUCCGAAACGAUUUUCCAUGGCACGCUGUUUUGGUUGCUCUUAAUCUGACCGAAUAGACAAGACUUAGAAAUGAUCCAAGAGGGCUGCAUUCAAGUGUUGUUACAGAAAUUUCAUGUUCACGGUUUUCAUGGGAUGUUUAGUGUAGUGCAGCUUUUAACCUUGAAGUCCGUCUGUUAUACAGCAAACACAAAGCCUUGGGAAAAGCCUGCAGAUGAAGUGCCUUGGCAAUAUUUUAAGUAGGGAAAAAAAAAUUACUAAAAUUUUGUUAUACAUGCAGCCUGUUGUACAAACGAACCAUGUUAUCUGUGUACAUUAUAUCAUAGAGUUAAAAGUUUUCUCUAGCCUUUACUGCUCUAUUGAUGAUUUUUUUAAUGGUUGGUUACUGCUCUUUUUUUUCUUCUUCUUUUAGUUUAUUCUCUGAAUUUUG
Messenger RNA from Oldenlandia corymbosa var. corymbosa, 2980 nucleotides. Lineage: Eukaryota; Viridiplantae; Streptophyta; Magnoliopsida; Gentianales; Rubiaceae. The record is from the annotation of a GenBank genome assembly.